Molecule: messenger RNA, 3822 nt
Organism: Cricetulus griseus (Chinese hamster)
Lineage: Eukaryota; Metazoa; Chordata; Mammalia; Rodentia; Cricetidae
Source: RefSeq, a predicted model, not a curated record
CGUCUGUUCCCGACUGGGUCCAUUCCUUCUUUGCAUUCUAUGUGAAGUUAUUUCCAGCCCUAGACCACCCACUUCCCCAGGGUGUGGUAUCCUUCAGGCUGUUCUGUCUCUGGGGAGUGACCCUCAGAUUCCUCACCCUAGCCCCUGUGAAUCUAUUCCCACCUGGCUGUGUGACGUGUGGUUGUGCCCACCUUCCUAGUCGCGAAGACCUGCUACUGAAGACAAACACUGGACAAGCCUGGUCCAGCCCACUGGCUGGACUUGAACUCUGCAUAGCCAAUGGUGACUUUGAUGCCCGAGCCUCCUGUUUCCACCUCCUGAAUACUGGGAUUGUAGGGUUCCAAGAGUGGACUGAAGCCCUAGCAGGACCAUGAGCGAGGACACGGUCCCUGAGGCGGCCUCACCGCCACCCUCUCAAGGGCAGCACUACUUUGACCGGUUUUCUGAGGAUGACCCUGAAUACCUGCGCCUUCGCAACCGUGCGGCUGACCUGCGGCAGGACUUCAACCUGAUGGAGCAGAAGAAGAGGGUCACCAUGAUCCUGCAGAGCCCUUCUUUCAGGGAGGAGCUGGAAGGUCUCAUCCAGGAGCAGAUGAAGAAAGGAAACAAUUCCUCCAACAUCUGGGCGCUACGGCAGAUCGCGGACUUCAUGGCCAGCACCUCCCACGCAGUCUUCCCAGCUUCUUCCAUGAACUUCUCCAUGAUGACACCCAUCAAUGACCUCCACACUGCUGACUCCCUGAACCUGGCCAAGGGGGAGAGGCUUAUGCGGUGCAAGAUCACCAGUGUCUACCGCCUCCUGGAUCUUUAUGGCUGGGCGCAGCUCAGCGACACCUACGUCACGAUGAGAGUGAGCAAGGAGCAGGACCACUUCCUGAUCAGCCCCAAGGGAGUCUCCUGCAGUGAGGUCACUGCAUCUAGCCUGAUCAAGGUGAACAUUCUGGGAGAGGUAGUGGAGAAGGGCAGCAGUUGCUUCCCAGUGGACACCACGGGCUUCAGUCUGCACUCAGCCAUCUAUGCCGCCAGGCCCGAUGUACGGUGUGCCAUCCACCUGCACACGCCUGCCACAGCUGCGGUGUCAGCUAUGAAGUGUGGCCUCCUGCCUGUCUCCCAUAAUUCCCUGCUGGUGGGGGACAUGGCCUACUAUGACUUCAAUGGAGAAAUGGAGCAGGAAGCGGAUCGAAUCAACUUGCAGAAGUGCCUUGGACCCACCUGCAAGAUCCUGGUGCUGAGAAACCAUGGCAUGGUCGCUCUGGGUGACACCGUGGAGGAGGCUUUCUAUAAGGUCUUCCACCUGCAGGCUGCAUGUGAAGUACAGGUGUCAGCUCUGUCCAGCGCUGGAGGAACUGAGAACCUUAUCCUCCUGGAGCAAGAGAAACACCGGCCACAUGAGGUGGGCUCUGUGCAAUGGGCAGGCAGCACCUUCGGGCCCAUGCAGAAGAGCCGGCUGGGAGAGCAUGAAUUUGAAGCCCUCAUGAGGAUGCUGGACAACUUAGGUUACAGAACAGGCUACACAUACCGCCACCCCUUUGUCCAAGAGAAAACCAAACACAAAAGCGAAGUGGAGAUCCCAGCCACAGUCACUGCCUUUGUGUUUGAAGAGGACGGCGCCCCGGUCCCUGCCCUACGUCAGCAUGCGCAGAAGCAACAGAAGGAAAAGACCCGCUGGCUUAACACGCCCAACACCUACCUGCGGGUGAACGUGGCCGAUGAAGUACAGAGGAACAUGGGCAGUCCCAGGCCCAAGACCACGUGGAUGAAAGCUGACGAAGUGGAAAAGCCCAGCAGUGGUAUGCCCAUACGGAUCGAAAACCCAAACCAAUUUGUGCCUCUCUACACUGACCCCCAAGAAGUGCUGGACAUGAGGAACAAAAUUCGAGAGCAAAAUCGACAAGACAUAAAGUCUGCAGGGCCUCAGUCCCAGCUCUUGGCCAGUGUCAUCGCCGAGAAGAGCCGGAGCCCGUCUACAGAGAGCCAGCUGGUGUCCAAGGGUGAUGCAGAUGCCAAAGACGAAUCAGAGGAGACGGUGCCCAACCCCUUCAGCCAACUCACCGACCAGGAGCUGGAGGAAUACAAGAAGGAGGUGGAAAGGAAGAAACGAGAGCAGGAACAGGAAGGGGAGAAGGACACAGCCACAGAAGAGCCUGGCUCACCUGUAAAGUCCACACCUGUGUCUCCAGUGCAGAGCCCGACGAAAGCAGGGACCAAGAGCCCAGCCGUUUCUCCUUCCAAGGCUUCAGAGGAUGCCAAGAAGACAGAAGACAGUGAAGCCACCACAGAGCCUGAGCCAGCGAAACCGGAAGGGGUGGUGAUGAAUGGGAAAGAGGAGGAGCCAAGUGCAGAAGAGGCCCUCAGCAAAGGACUGGGCCAGAUGACCACCAAUGCUGACACUGAUGGUGACAGCUACAAGGACAAAACCGAGUCAGUUACCAGUGGCCCCUUGUCCCCAGAGGGCUCGCCCUCCAAGUCACCCUCCAAAAAGAAAAAGAAAUUCCGAACCCCCUCCUUCCUGAAGAAGAGCAAGAAGAAGGAGAAGGUGGAAUCCUGAUUGGUGGCUCCUGCUACAUCCCUGCCCUCCUUCCCUGCCCUUCUCCCAACUCUGCCCCUGGAGCACAGGGCCAAUGAGGGAUCGAGAAGGACCUCGGAUCACACUCAGAGGGGGGCUUAGAGCCAGCCUUCCCAGAGCAACCAGGUGUCUUGCCCACAGUCACAGUUAGUUGGUGGCAGGGCCUGCCCUAGAUUUGAGCUUCCUGACUCCUAUGGUCAUGCUCUGUUCUCUGUUCAACACUGCCUAGUCCUGGGCUGCUCUGUUAGCACACUACCUGCCAGCCUGAGCCCAGGGCAGGAAGGCCAAGUGCCAGGCAUGGUCACAAAUGCUCACAGGCCAAGACUUCCUCUGAGUAAGGUCCAUCUCUUCCCAGGAAUCCUGCCUCUUGCUAAUGGAGCUGUCUCCACAGCAAGAAGCCAUGCUUCUCUCUUCCAUUUUGGGUCCCUUCUCCUCCUGUUUAAAGUAACCAGGCAAACUGACAUGCUCCCCUCCCCCCAAUAGAAGUUAAUCUUUGAUCCCCAGGCUGAUGGCUUAGCUUGUACUUUCUCAAACACUAAUCCUGAGCUUUUGACAUGGAACCCAUUGAGUGAUGGAUGGAAGAACCCUAAGAACCGACAGAUAGAGGGCAAGCCAAGUCAGCUUAAUGAGUGGGCAGGGACCAUAAGUCUAAGAGCCUAGGAUCCUGGCCUGUCUGUAGUGUGCAUCACACAAGCUGCAAAGUUAAACCCGACUGUAGCAAAAGAAAAGGUCUCCUGCUCAGGGUGGAAAUUUGAGGGAUCUAAAUCUGGGCUGGAGCUGAGUUAUGGGAGGAGGACCAAAUGCCACUUUGACUUUCCAUGGUAUGCAGGGCUGCACCUGACUCACUCUUGCCUGGCAGGCAGGUGUCCCUUCCCACAUACCCAGGAGCCCUUGCCCAUAGACCGGAGCAUCUUACUCUUGGCACCUUGACCUUGGCUCUUUGGGCAUCAACUCUGAGUCACAGAAGGUCCAGCAGAGUACAGUCAGAAAUGAGUCUUUCUGAGUUAAUUCUCCAUCACCAGCUUUCAGAGACAUGUCUGGCAUCCCCAACCCCAUCACUCUCUUGCUUCCCAGACUUGGUGAUAGGCACAGCUGUUAUGCUAAAUGCCCACACUUUUCCCUUAUCCUCCAAAGGAAUAGUGUUGGCUAAUGAACACUUCUGGCUCCAAGACAAUCCAUCUUCCCUAAAACACAGUGUCUUCAAAGAGCAUUUCUCUUCUUUGUCCAGGUUAAUGUAAAGGUAUUUUUGAAAUUUC